Messenger RNA from Apis mellifera (honey bee), 3128 nucleotides. RefSeq names its product OTU domain-containing protein 7B. The record is from RefSeq and is a predicted model, not a curated record. Gene Ontology annotation, cellular component: nucleus; cytoplasm. The coding region runs from base 666 to 2324 and encodes 552 amino acids. Lineage: Eukaryota; Metazoa; Arthropoda; Insecta; Hymenoptera; Apidae. Gene Ontology annotation, molecular function: zinc ion binding; DNA binding; K63-linked polyubiquitin modification-dependent protein binding. Gene Ontology annotation, biological process: protein deubiquitination involved in ubiquitin-dependent protein catabolic process; protein K11-linked deubiquitination; protein K48-linked deubiquitination. The transcript has 8 exons.
UCUAUCAACGUGAUAUAUUUAAAUGUACAUAGGUAGGUGGUACAUAUGAUGCGCAAUGCAUAUUUUCAAGGUUAAAUACAUUUCUAACUGCAUAAUGUUAUAAGAUAAAUGGUAGUGCGUAGAUGAUUUUUUUACAUUUCAAAAUUAAUUGCAUUAUCGCGAUCGGACAAACCUGUUCACUGAUGGGUGGGAACAUUACUGCGUAAAUAACAACAGUGUACCACUCAUAAGCUUGACAUGUGACUGGUUUAAAAUUUCACAGUGACUUCCGUGCGCAACAAUAAUAAUUCGCUUCUCACUCUUUUACCAGAUAGUUUCGAGGUUUCGUGCUUUAGGUUAUGUUGUGCAUAUCACCAUCAGUGCAAACAAAUUCUUAAUCGUUUUUAUACAUUGUGGAUGGCCCUCUUAAGACAGGUUUUAGUAUAAAUACCGUGAUACGAAAUAUGAAAAACUAUACGAAGGGUUUAUAUAUUGUAAAACAAUUAGAAUACUAUUUAAUGAUACUAUACUGUACUGCUUCACUUCACUAAUUCGAUAUAUAGGCCAAGGUUUGCACUUUUUAAAUAAUCAUAUCCGACAUAGAUACAUAUACACACAAACUCUGAAUAUAUGUAUUCAUCGUCAUAUGAACUACUACUUUGUAGGUGCAAUAAUAAAACAGUGUAAUGAACGUAGGAUUAUCCACAUAUGAUGGUUUGGAGAAAGAGACAAAUUCUAAUAAUGCAUUGGAAAGUGAAGGAGGAACUACAAAAAAAUUGGCUAGAGGUAUAUCUCGAGCAACUGAAAAUGCAGCUAUUGUCUCUUAUGCUCGUUCACAGUUAGCUACUAUAGGAUCUUUAGAUACUCCAGAAUUCACAUUCUCAUUACCUGAUCUAACUCUAUAUCCAGAUUCAUUUCGUCAAUUCUUGGAAAAAGAUUUAAUAGAAGGUGGAUGUUUAACUUCUUUAGAAGCUGCUGGUCGUUUAAAUUGGUGGUGUGGGGGUAAAAAUGAAACUAACAGAGUUUUAUGGCCUUUGGCAACAUCAGGAGAUGGCAAUUGUCUUCUACAUGCAGCUUCUCUUGGCAUGUGGGGCUUUCAUGAUAGACUUCUUACACUAAGAGAAGCAUUACAUAAUACUUUAGCCAAAGGAGAAUAUAGACAUGCUUUAUUUAGAAGAUGGAAGUGGCGUCAAAUAGGCUUAAAUGCAGCUUCAGGAUUGUCUUAUACAGAAACAGAAUGGUUAACAGAAUGGCAAACUAUUGUAGAUAUGGCUUCUCCUAUUUUUAGAAAUCAAACUGCUACUUCUUAUCAAAGUCUUGAAGAAGUACAUGUAUUAACUUUGGCUCAUGCUUUAAAAAGACCUAUAAUAGUAAUAGCAGAAACUAUGUUAAAAGAUGCAGAAGGUGUAGCUUUAGCUCCAAUUCCAUUUGGUGGAGUGUAUCUACCAUUAGAAGUAUCUCCAUCACGUUGUCACAGAACGCCAUUGCUUUUAGCAUAUCAUUCAGCUCAUUUUUCUCCUCUUGUUACUGUGGAUGGAGCGAGUGAUUUUGGAGAUGCUUCUAAUGAAGGUGUUAGCAUACCUCUUAUAGAUCCGGAUACAGGUCAAUUAUUGCCAGUUUUAUUCGCGGUAGAUCCAGGACCUGAUUGGGAUUGGGAAGAAAGUUUUCAAGAUUUAUUAACUUGCCAACAAGAUACGAUGGAAAUUUUGUUGCGGCAAUAUUUAGAUUGCGAAUAUCAAAAUUUUACAUCGGAAGAAAUCGAAAGAUUGUCCGAUACUGACGGUUCAUUAUCUAAAACGGCGAAACAAUUGCUUGGUGUUGCUAAACAAUUUGGAUCAAUUAGAAAAUCUGUUAGUAAAAAAUUGUGGUCCAUGACAAAGAGACCAAAGAAUUUACCAACAACAGCAGGUGGACUUUCUACAGAAGGUUUAUUAUGUGUAAAGAUUAGAAGUAGACGUCAUCAGUAUGUGGAUCAGAUGCUUCAGAAUUAUCUUCAAUGUGCACAUGCAAGGUAUUUGCAAGAUCAUAAAGUUGACGAAACUGGUAGUGAAAUGAAUUAUGGUGCAGGCAAAUCCAAAUUCUAUGCUGUCAGCGAUCGAGACAGUCAUGCAAGCGUUAGUAAAUUGUUACCGACUAAUCCAAAUAAAGAUCGUACGCUUUAUCUUUCAAGAUCUACUUUUUAUAAUGAUCAACCAUCAUCUUAUAAACCAGGGCCAGAGCUAUGGAAUAGCAACAAUAGUUUGACUAUUGUUAAAGAAUGUCGGAAUGAAGAUUGCCAAUUUUUCGGUUCAGCGGAAAAUGAUUACUAUUGUUCACAAUGUUGGGCAAAUAGACGUUAUCGUUGAGAAAUUAAUUUCAACGAUAUAUGACAAUAAUAACUGUUUAAUAUUGUUCAAAUUAAAUGAAGUAUAAUCAGAUUUAAUCAUAACAUCAAUCAUUUUAAAGUGUUGCUUGAAAGAAAUAAUUGUCUCACAAAAUUUUCUUCUUCCUAGUAUAUUAUUCAUUUUAUUUCAUUUUUUUAUUUCAAAUUGGAUAAUAUACUAAUUCGUAUUUUGUAAUAAUAAAUGUAUUUUCUUCUUUAAAAGUGCUUGUGCAUGGUCUAAUAUUAUCAGUAUCGUUCAAAUUUUUCAAUUAUAUGUAUUUCUUUUCUUUUUAUUUAUUGAUAUUCAUCUCACUAAAAAGCAUAUCAAAUGUACAGGGUUUAUCUCGCUUUGAACAUAUAUGUACAAUAAAAAACAUCAUUUAUACAUAGCUUAUAAGUCUGAAUCUUUCUAAACGAAAAAAAAUUAUAUUUUCAAGUAACAAUACAUCUGUAUUUCCAUGACAAGCGAAUUUCUGAUUUUUGCACGUGCCUUCUUGCAUAAUAUAAAAAUUAUAAACAUGAUGCUAAUACUCGAUUUUUAAUAUUGCGAUGAGAAAUUGUUUUCUGUCGUAAAUAUCUGUGCUUCUAAUAUACUUGUGCUUUGUACAAUUUAACUCGCGCAUCGCUGGAUCACUGAUUUUAUAAGUGAGAUUAUUUAAAAAAGCGCGGUUUUGAUAUUAAACUAUACGAUAUAAUAUUAAACUAUAUCAAGUCAUUCAAUGUAUUCAAUCUUAUUGCCUGUUAGGCAAUUUAUUAUGUUAAAAUUGUGUGAAAAUAAAACAUAUUU